Messenger RNA from Caenorhabditis elegans, 1558 nucleotides. RefSeq names its product Cathepsin F (gene tag-196). The transcript is spliced from 7 exons. Lineage: Eukaryota; Metazoa; Nematoda; Chromadorea; Rhabditida; Rhabditidae. Gene Ontology annotation, molecular function: cysteine-type peptidase activity; cysteine-type endopeptidase inhibitor activity; cysteine-type endopeptidase activity. Bases 6 to 1439 code for a protein of 477 amino acids. Gene Ontology annotation, biological process: proteolysis. The record is from RefSeq and is marked reviewed.
CCAAAAUGGGUAAACCUAUAGUUUGCCUAAUUUUGUUACUUGCAUCUCUCCACACAGUUGUCUCAAAAGUGUUGCCGAUAAAUGAAGAAGACCAACUUCUGUACGAGAAAUUCGCGCGACAUGGUGUUGAAAAAUUCAAUCAGCAAUCGAAUGAUGCCUACAAAUGGGAACUCGAUAGAACAUGGGAGGUUGAAAGAAAACUGUCCGGUGGAAUACAUUAUUCAAUUUUUGUCACAUUGGUCAAAACCGAUUGUAAGAAGGGUCAGACGGACGUUGAGGGGAAGAAGUGUCGGAAGACGGAUACACUCAAGAAGUGUCAAGUUGAAAUCAGUCGCCGUGUAAAAAGACAUGGUUAUGGUCUGAAAGACAUCGUGCACAUCAGAAAUUGUGAGGAAGAGUUUACAAGGAACAUUGAUAAGUUCGAUCACCGCAAAAUCCAACUGACUCACGACGACUCCAUCACUGUUCAGGAACUCCGAAAGGCAAAGAUCAUCCGUCCAAGAGACUAUGUCAUUUGGAAUUCUUUUCUUGAUUUUGUUGAUAGACACGAGAAGAAGUACACUAACAAAAGAGAAGUUCUAAAAAGAUUCCGAGUUUUCAAGAAAAACGCAAAAGUUAUCAGAGAACUUCAGAAAAAUGAGCAAGGAACCGCUGUCUAUGGAUUCACAAAGUUUUCUGACAUGACAACAAUGGAAUUCAAGAAAAUAAUGCUUCCAUAUCAAUGGGAACAACCAGUAUAUCCAAUGGAACAAGCCAAUUUCGAGAAACAUGAUGUCACAAUUAAUGAAGAAGAUCUUCCAGAAUCAUUUGAUUGGAGAGAAAAAGGAGCAGUUACUCAAGUAAAGAAUCAAGGAAACUGUGGAAGUUGUUGGGCAUUCUCAACGACAGGAAAUGUGGAAGGAGCAUGGUUCAUUGCCAAGAACAAGCUUGUAUCACUUUCAGAACAAGAACUUGUGGAUUGUGAUAGUAUGGAUCAGGGAUGUAAUGGAGGAUUGCCAAGUAAUGCAUACAAAGAGAUCAUCCGUAUGGGUGGCUUGGAGCCAGAAGAUGCAUAUCCAUAUGAUGGAAGAGGUGAAACAUGUCAUUUGGUGAGAAAGGACAUUGCUGUGUAUAUCAACGGAUCAGUUGAGCUGCCACACGAUGAAGUUGAAAUGCAAAAGUGGCUUGUCACCAAGGGACCAAUUUCUAUCGGUCUCAACGCAAACACUCUCCAAUUCUACCGUCACGGUGUUGUCCAUCCAUUCAAAAUCUUCUGCGAGCCAUUUAUGCUUAACCAUGGUGUUUUGAUUGUUGGAUACGGAAAAGAUGGUCGCAAGCCAUAUUGGAUUGUCAAGAACUCUUGGGGACCAAAUUGGGGAGAAGCCGGAUACUUCAAAUUGUACAGAGGAAAGAAUGUGUGUGGAGUGCAGGAAAUGGCCACGUCUGCACUUGUUAACUGAUUAAAUAAUCAUAUUCGAAAUUGUCUUGUUUGUCAAACGUGUGUUCUUUUCAUGUACUUAAUUGUUUAAUUUUCCGAUUUGUUUUCAAAUUGUCUUUAAUAAAGUUUGUAUGUACUUAG